GCUUCACUACUGAGGCAGCCUUUCAACCUGCACACACGCACCCACGACAUAAUGGUUAGACCUUCGGUUUUGAAGACUGCUUUCUUGGGAAAAGGUGCUAUGGUGGCCAUCUUUCUCGUGGUCAUCAGUAGCGGCAACUGGCCGGUGGCUAACGCCUGUGGACGAGGCUCUAUUUAUUUGGAAAAUAACGGUUACAGACAAAUCCUGAUCGCCAUUAGUGACAAUGUCCCCGAAGACGCUGCUCUGCUAGACAGAAUCAAAGACGUGUUCACCAGAGCAUCGGCAUUUCUUUAUGAAAUAACCAAAAAAAGAGCUUUUUUCGAGGAGAUCGUAGUCUUAAUACCCAAAAGUUGGUCAAACAAACCAGAUUAUGUUCCGGCCACCAAUCAAACCACAGAGGUAAGCAACAUCGUCGUGGACCGGAUGAACCCAGAUCUAGAACAGCCACACAAGCCGUUCGUUAUCCGAAGUGGUCAGUGCGGACAACCCGGUUGGUACAUGCAGCUCACACCUGAGUAUUUGACGGAUACCACCAUAGCCGAACAACACGGAAGUUAUGAAAAGGUUAUUGCACACGAAUGGGCUCAUUUACGGUACGGGGUGUUUGGCGAGUACCCGGAUGACCAUGCAUUUUAUGCUGCUGAAAAUGCAGAAAUAGAAGCCACAAGGUGUUCUAAGGCUUUGAGAGGGCAGCUUAUUGAUUAUGUGAAAGGAAACGGGGACUGUGACUUUGAGAAUGGUUUGCCCACGGCAUCCUGUCAGUUCAAGGACGACCAAGAAGCCUCUGGGAAGUACGGCUCGCUGAUGUACAGCCACAAGCUGGAUCACGUGGUCUGGUUUUGUGACAACGACACAAACUCCCCGAACACUUUACACAAUCGCCAGGCACCCAAUGCACAAAACCGGAACUGUGACGGAAAGAGCGUUUGGGAGAUUCUAAGGAGCCAUCAAGAUUUCGCAGGGGGCGCAAAUCUGCCGCGUGAUGUUCCGAGCACGGUGCCUACGUUUCGAUUCGUCAAGUACCGGAGCAAACGGACAGUGAUUGUUCUGGAUAUCUCUGGUAGUAUGGUAGGAAACAAGCUGCAGAAGCUGAGACAGGCUGUGACGAUAUAUAUCCAGAACGUGGCUGUAGAUGGAGAUAUGAUUGGAAUGGUAUGGUUUAGCACAAGUGCUAGCAUCAAGUCGUAUCUAACAGAGGUGAAAAACUCUACACGUCAACAGCUCCUGAAUGUGAUCCCAAAGGAAGCGCGCGGGGGGACAAGUAUAGGAGCUGGGCUGCAAAAGGGCAUAGAGGUGUUGUCAAGUGGAGGAGAGGACCCGGCAGGGGGCGUUAUACUGUUAGUGACGGAUGGCAAGGAAAAUACGGCUCCAUACCUGACUGACGUCAAAGAUCAGAUUAUCUCCAAACACAUUGUUGUUGACACGGUUGCCGUUACGGAGGACGCGGACCAACAGAUUGAAGAGCUGGUUGAAGCCACACAGGGUUUUUCGUAUUUCUUUUCUGACAAAAGAGGGUCUAACGCCUUAAAUGAAGCUCUAGUUUCCAUAGGACAAAGGGGAGCAGGGAUUGAGCAGAGACCAAUACAGUUAUCCAGCCAAUCGGUUGUGAUCAAGGGAAACCACUCUUACGAAGACAAAGUUAUCAUCGACUCCACCAUUGGCAGAAAUACAGAGUUUCUGAUUGGUCAUUCUUCGCACGAUAUCAUCAUCGAGAUGACGACGCCGUCGGGCCGUAGAAUAUCCCGCAAUGAUUCUGAAUAUAUCACCGAUGCGGUAUUCAGCCUUACCCGGAUAAAAAUUCCAGGAGUCGCAGAAAAAGGCCAGUGGAAAUUAAGCAUCAAGAACCCCAGUUCGAUAGAACAGUCUGUGACAAUAACUGUGAUAUCAGGCAAGACGGAUCAGAGUGACCCUAUCGUAACCACGGCAACAUGGGCUAAGAAAAUCGUCCAGUUCCCAGAUGAGCGUCAAAUUCUAUAUGUCAGUGUGUCCCAAGGUUUAGCCCCUGUUCUGCAAGCUAACGUGACGGCCAUAUUGGAAAGACCGGAUGAUGCUAAUGGAACAGCGCCCUCUUUACAGCUGACAUUAAGAGAUAAUGGUGCUGGUGCCGACUUAGCGAAUGAUGAUGGUAUUUACGCCAUCUAUGUCACCAAAUACACUGACAAUGGCCGAUAUGACGUAAAAGUUAAAGUAACCGCCACGCCAGUGUCCGUUGUUGUGAAAAACAAGAUCGUUGGGGUAAGUGGGAGCGGAGCUGCGGGGAGAAAACGAGGCCAACGAGAUACAGGGUUCCGACAAAACAUAGAGGAAUUUCAGCGCGUGGCGUCAGCAGGGUCCUUUAAACUGCACAAUUUUAUUGAAGGCAUUGAUGCCUUUCCUCCUGGGAAGGUGACGGACUUACGGGUGAGUGUGGACGAUGGCACGGAGGAAGUGACGCUGAGCUGGACGGCCACAGGGGCAGAUUUGGAUCAGGGGACAGUAUCAUCAUACGUCUUGUGGAAAUCCAAAGACUUUAACACAGUCUUCUCCAGUCACCGGAAAGCUGUAAGGGUUGAUGUUAACAUAAAACCACAGACUGCUGGCAAGCAAGAGACCUACACGAUUCGCCUGGAGGAAACAGGAAGCGUGACGUACUACUUUGCUUUGGAGGCUGUUGACGAUGGCGGUAAUGUGAGUCCACGCUCUAACAUCGCCUCCGUGUUAUUACAUGUAUUAAAGCACGAGAAUGAUGGUGAAAGUCUUAGUCCAUCUAAACAUACCCUGAACCUACCCUCAAUGGUCGGCUGUGUCGUCGGGAGCCUGGUUCUCAUGUAUCGCAGUCGUUAAUACUGGAAUUAUAAUAUACAUACACGACAAACGACGAGGAUAUCUUAACCAUGGACCCAAGUGGAAACGGGAUGUCAAAGAGCAGCCAAAUAUUAGAAAACACUCACAUUCAAGUAAUACAGAAAAGCAUGCACAGCAGGAUGAGCGACUCUUUAUAUUUUGAUAUCUUCCACGUCACGUGCAAAUCAGCAUUCUUUUCUAUUAUAUUUGCUUACAUUGUAUUCGCUUAUGUAUAUAGUAUUGUAUAUACACAGUUAGUGGCCAAAUGUUUAAACGUUGGACAUUUAGAACAAGUAUAGCAAAAUCAGUAUUCAAAUCAUUAACCUGUAUUAAAACAAUUAAGCCUUAUUCUACAAUGACCAGUUUCAUUAAUAACUUAGCAUCACAGGUUCUGCGAAAUAUAUAUAACUUUAAAAUAAAAGACAGCACCGGACUAAUGUUGAUGUCCACUAAAAGACUACUAUUCAAAGUACCUUAAACCGGCAUUAAAUAUUAACAUAUUUUUUUUUCAACCUAGUAAAAGUUUAGUGAAAAUUAGGCUUGACACAGCUUCAACACGUCUCCAUUAUCGAGAGCAAGGUGACGUCACGUUUACUUUAGCUCUCUAACUUCGAAGUUACUUUCCGUAUAAUAUACUAAGCAGUAGUUAGCUUUCUCGGAAAUUGGACAUACUGGAAGGAUAUUUCUUCUACUGCUUGAUCUGUUGAUACUGUAGGCCUAAUAUAUCAUUUACAAAGAACUCCAGCAUGUAUUCCGUAGAAAGUACAGCCUAUGCGUAAGGGUUCCGUCUGCAAUGAACAGUCAGCUUUCGUGGGCAUUCGUGGUUCAGAUUGAAGCCUCUGGAGGGGUUGUGCUGGUGAUUUUGCGCCAUAUUUAAAUAUUACAAAAUUACAACAGGACUUUUGUAGAACUAGAUUCAUGCUCAAUUCUGAAAAAAUUGGAAAUAAAUCUAAGAGGCCGAUCUAGGUAAUUUAUAAAAAAUUAUUAGAUUUAAUUAAUUUUAAGCGUUGUCCGGUGAGAUGCUGUGUUCUCAUUUCCAUAUACCUUCCUUAUCCCUGAUGAAUUUUUCACUGACUCUGAUAUUUGUUAUUUAGAAACUUUUUACUGAACCCUAAAAUGAACGACAAAAAAUGCAUUUGGGCAUGUAUAUAAUUUCAACAGAAUGACUAAGUUGGCCCAGGACGAUGAAUAGGGUUUGGGCGGAGAUGGUAUGAUACUCUGACAUAAUUUGUGAUGGCGUCGUUAAAUAUUACACGGUAAAUGAACUGGUUUCACGUCUGUGGUGGUGAAUCACCGUGUGAAAUGGCCCUUCGGCUACACGGAACUAUAAAUCGUGGUAAAUGGUUUCAAAAUGGUGUCAAUACAGUAGUUCCGUGUUAUUAUGUCUCACUUCAUGGGAUGAAUGGGUAACGGCUAUGUCACAGCUUAGAUCGUGCGAUCUGAUAGCAACGUUUUUGAUUGUCUAAAAUUCUCCAGAUGGCUGCCUGGACUCACACCAGGCAUUUGUACAGUACUGUCGUUUUGUUCUACAUAUUAUUCGUUAAAAUCUCAUCAAAGUAAUAAAGUAUAAUACA
Molecule: messenger RNA, 4397 nt
Organism: Liolophura sinensis
Lineage: Eukaryota; Metazoa; Mollusca; Polyplacophora; Chitonida; Chitonidae
Product: calcium-activated chloride channel regulator 1-like
Exons: 15
Coding region: 52-2823 (923 amino acids)
Source: RefSeq, a predicted model, not a curated record